Molecule: messenger RNA, 1602 nt
Organism: Colius striatus (speckled mousebird)
Lineage: Eukaryota; Metazoa; Chordata; Aves; Coliiformes; Coliidae
Product: UDP-glucuronosyltransferase 2A2
Exons: 6
Coding region: 1-1602 (533 amino acids)
Molecular function (GO): UDP-glycosyltransferase activity
Source: RefSeq, a predicted model, not a curated record
AUGGCCACAAAAGCCAUGGGCUCUAAGAAGUACCUCCAGCUGUUCUUUUUUCAAGUUGUUCUUCUAGGGCCUAUCUACUGUUGGAAUGUGUUGGUCUGGCCAGUGGAAGGCAGCCACUGGCUGAACAUGAAGAUAGUUAUCCAGGAGCUCAUCCACCAUGGGCACAGCGUCACUGUCCUGGUAUCCAAUGCUUCCCUCUUCAUUGAACCCAGGGCUGAGGCCACAGAGAGGUUUGAGAUCUAUAAGGUGCCCUUCAGGAAAGACACAAUUGAGAACUUGAUCGAGGGUUCCGUGGCACUGUGGCUGAAUAACAGGCCGACCAUCUUGACCUUCUGGCAGUUUUACAAGAAGCUGGAAAAAGUAACCAAAGGCUGGAACCAAAUGAGCAGGCUAAUGUGCGAGGCAGUGCUGACUGACCCAGAGCUGAUAGCCCAUCUGCAGGGGUCUGGCUAUGACCUGCUUCUGUCAGACCCAGUGGCCCCCUGCGGGGACCUUCUGGCUCUCAAGCUGGCCAUCCCCUUUGUCUUCUCACUGCGCUUCUCCCCGGCCUCCACCGUGGAGAGGCACUGCGGCAAGAUCCCAGCCCCGCCGUCCUACGUGCCCGCAGCCCUCUCUGAGCUCACCGACCACAUGGCCUUCAGUGAGAGAAUAAAAAACAUUGUGUCUUACUACCUGCAAGACUACAUUUUCCAUACCUACUGGGGAGAAUGGGACGUCUACUACAGCAAGGUCUUAGGGAGGCCCACAACCCUGUGUGAGACAAUGGGAAAAGCAGAGAUAUGGUUAAUCAGAACAUACUGGGAUUUUGAAUUUCCGCGUCCUUUCCUGCCCAACUUUGAGUUUGUUGGAGGACUUCACUGUCGGCCUGCAAAGCCAUUACCAAAGGAAAUGGAAGAAUUUGUCCAGAGCUCAGGGGAACACGGCAUCGUGGUAUUCUCUCUGGGGUCGAUGGUCUACAACCUAAGUGAUGAAAGAAGUAAUACGAUUGCCAGAGCCCUCAGCCAGAUUCCACAAAAGGUCCUCUGGCGGUACAAAGGAAAGAAACCAGAAACUCUGGGCUCCAACACCAGGAUUUAUGACUGGAUACCCCAAAAUGACCUGCUUGGCCAUCCCUUAGCAAAGGCCUUUAUUACUCACGGUGGGACCAAUGGGAUCUAUGAAGCCAUCUACCAUGGGAUCCCGAUGGUCGGGAUUCCCCUGUUUGCUGACCAGCAUGACAACAUUGCACACAUGAGGGCAAAGGGAGCUGCAGUUGAGCUGGAUUUUGGCACAAUGAAGGUGCAGGAUAUAGUUGACGCUCUGAAUGUUGUCAUUAACAAUUCCAGCUAUAAGGAAAAUGUUCUAAGGUUAUCCAAGAUACACCAUGACCAGCCAGUUAAGCCUCUGGACAGAGCUGUCUUCUGGAUUGAAUUUGUCAUGCGCCACAAAGGAGCAAAGCACUUGAGACCAGCUGCUCACCAGCUCACCUGGUAUCAGUACCACAGCUUGGAUGUUCUGGCAUUCUUGUUCACCUGUACAGCCAUUGCUUUCUUCAUUCUUGUCAAGUGCUGCGUAUUUUGCUGUAGGAGAUGUGGCAGGAUUGCAAAGAAGAAGAAAGAGUAG